AUGGAACAAUCUUAAAUUUCUAAGAAUCUUAAUACAUCUUAACCAACAAAUUUUGACUGGGCUAACCCACUCUUAACAGAUCACUACCAGGUCACCAUGAGCUAUGCGUAUUGGAAUAAUAACAGACAUAACGAUGUUGCUGUGUUCGAAGCCUUCUUUAGAAAGAAUCCAUUCAAGGGAAAAUUUACAAUUUUCGCCGGGCUUGAUGAAGUCACUCACUUCAUUGAAAAUUUUAAGUUUACUGAUCCUCAGAUAGAAUAUUUAAAAACAGUAAUGCCCUAGGCUAAGCCUUAGUAUUUUGAAUGGCUAAAGAACUUAGACACAUCAUAGGUUAUAGUUUCAGGAGUAAGAGAUGGAAGGUUAGUCUUCCCAAGGGAGCCUUUGCUUAGACUUGAAGGUCCCUUGACAAUAUUGCAACUCUUAGAAACACCAGUCUUAAAUCUUAUCAACUUUGCAUCUUUAGUAUGUACUAAUGCCUCAAGAAUGAAGUUUUUAGUGGGAGAAGGAAGAUCUUGCAUUGAAUUUGGGUUAAGAAGAGCUUAGGGUCCGAAUGGAGCUAUGACAGCAACUAAAUACUCAUAUCUUGGAGGAUUUGACGGUACAAGCAACGACUAUGCAGGAUAUCUCUACGGUAUUCCAGUUGUGGGGACUCAUGCUCACUCUUUUGUUAUGUCAUUUGAAAGCCCAGAUGAAAUAAAUGACCACAAAUUUUUGGAUGGAGUUGAUGUCUUGGAGAAAGCAAUGAAGUUCAGAACUGAAUUAGGUUGGGAAUAGACUGAGCUAUCCGAACUUUAUGCUUUUGUUUCAUACGCAUGUUCCUUUCCUAGAAAUUUCAUAGCUUUAGUAGAUUCUUACUCUACCUUAAACUGUGGAGUUAAAAACUUCCUUAGCGUAUAUUUAGUUCUCUAUGAACUUGGUUACAAGGAAGGAUCUUACGGAAUCAGGCUAGAUUCUGGUGACCUUAUCCAGCUUUCUGUUGACUCAAGAAGGAUGUUCAAUGAGACUGGCAAAAGAUAUGGAUAUGAUUUUUCACAUUUAAAGAUAUUUGCAUCAAACGAUAUCAAUGAAGACAGGAUAAAGGAAUGCAACAGUAAGGGCCAUGAAAUCAAUGCAUUUGGGAUAGGUACGAAUUUAGUCACUUGUUAGGCCUAACCUGCUUUGGGAAUGGUUUACAAACUUGUUGAGAUAAAUGGCAUUCCAAAAAUUAAGCUGAGUGAUGAAGUUGAAAAAACUAGCCUUCCAGGAAAGAAAAAGAUCUUGAGAGUAUAUUUAAAUGAAGGUGAUAUUCAACCAAGUUUCGACAUUUUAGCAUUAGAGGAUGAUACCUUAAAAGAUAAUUAAGAAAUUAAGGUUUGGAUUCCAUUUACAAAAUAAGAAAAAACAGUCACCCCUUUUAGAAUAGAAGAGCUCACUAAUGUUUUAAUUGAAAACGGAAAAUCGAUACUUGAUGCUGUGAAGAUUUAGGACAAGAGAACUAGAUGCAUGGCUGAAUUCCAGGCCUUUGGAGGAAAGGAUAGACUUCUAGAUGAUACCAAUAAGUCUGACGAGUAUUAAGUAUAUCUGACAGACAGUCUAAAUACUAUGCUUAAUGAAACUCUAAAUAAGGUUAAGCCACAAUGA
Molecule: messenger RNA, 1620 nt
Organism: Stylonychia lemnae
Lineage: Eukaryota; Ciliophora; Spirotrichea; Sporadotrichida; Oxytrichidae
Source: the annotation of a GenBank genome assembly